This is a messenger RNA of Exophiala aquamarina CBS 119918, 1725 nucleotides long. RefSeq lists its product as uncharacterized. The record is from RefSeq and is a predicted model, not a curated record. The transcript has a single exon. Bases 1 to 1725 code for a protein of 574 amino acids. Gene Ontology annotation, cellular component: cytosol; nucleus. Gene Ontology annotation, biological process: protein folding. NCBI's taxonomy places the organism in Eukaryota, Fungi, Ascomycota, Eurotiomycetes, Chaetothyriales, Herpotrichiellaceae. Gene Ontology annotation, molecular function: ATP binding; ATP-dependent protein folding chaperone.
AUGAGUGACGACUCAAACGGGGUGCCAACACCCGGCUCACCCGAACAAUAUGCCAUUGGUAUCUCCUUCGGUAAUUCGUACAGUUCGAUAGCCCAUAUUUCGGGCGAGGGCAAAGUCGAAGUUAUUGCCAAUGAAGAAGGCGAUCGACAAAUUCCUUCCAUCCUAUCGUACAUCGACGGCGAAGAAUACCACGGAACUCAAGCCAAGUCGCAGCUGGUUCGAAAUAGCAAGAACACAGUCGCAUACUUUAGAGAUUACAUUGGAAAAGAAUACAAAUCAAUAGACCCAACCCCAUGCCAUGCAUCUGCACACCCGAUAGAAAGCAAUGGCGUUAUUGCAUUCUCAGUUCAAGACACGGAGAGUGCAACAGCCAACGACGUUACGGUGCCCGAGAUCGCCAUACGUCACUUGCGCCGACUCAAAAACUCAGCGACCGACUUUUCUGGAAAGGCUGUGACUGCUGCGGUGGUUGCAGUACCAACUGAUGCCAAUGAGGAGCAGAAGACUGCCAUCACAAAGGCUGCCGCAAACAUUCAAGUUGAGGUCCUGCAGUAUAUCCCCGAACCUAUUGCUGCCCUGUUGGCAUAUGACUCCCGCUCAACGGAGCCUGCUACCGAUAAGAUAGUCCUUGUCGCUGACUUCGGAGGCAACCGAUCUGACGCAGCCAUCAUUGCAUCAAGAGGUGGUAUGUACAGCAUUCUAGCUACCGCUCACGACUACGAGCUCGGUGGUGCACAACUAGAUCAGAUCUUGAUUGAUCAUUUUGCAAAAGAGUUUGAGAAGAAACAUAAAUCGGAUCCUCGGAAGAACGAACGAAGCCUGGCAAAAUUGAAGUUGGAGGCGGAAGCCGUGAAGAAGGCUCUCAGUCUAAGCAGCAGUGCGACUUUCAGCGUUGAAAGUCUUGCUGAUGGCGUUGAUUUCAGAUCUACUAUCAACCGGAGUCGUUACGAAAUCUCAGCAUUCAAGGUCUUUGGCCGAUUCACCCGACUGGUUGAAGAAGUGGUCAAGAAGGCCGAGCUUGAUGUGCUUGACGUUGAUGAGGUCAUUCUUUCUGGAGGAACAUCUCAUACACCCAAGAUCGCCAAGAAUAUCCAGGCCAUCUUCCCGGAAUCUACACAAGUGUUGGCACCUGCCACCACGCCUUCCUCGUUGAACCCCUCAGAGUUAUCAGCUCGAGGUGCCGCUCUACAAGCGUCUCUGAUCCAAGAAUUCGAAAAGGAGGAUAUCGAGCAAUCCACGCACGAGAUGGUCACUGUGACACCUCAUAUCACUAAAGCAAUAGGAUACCAAGUGACAGGCCAAUCUUCAGACUCGUUCACCGUGAUCGUGCCCCCUGACACGGCAGUACCUGCACGGAGAACAACUGUCAUCGAUGGACUCGAGGGUGACGUGCUCAUUCGCGUUUGCGACGCCGAGCGGGAUAUUAAGGUGACAAAACCCGAGCCGACCGCGAAACCUGAAGCAAACGGCGCCAAGGAUAGUGACGAUGAAGACUCAGACGACGAGGAUGACGAGCCCGAAGAAACCCGGGAGAAAGUGUGGAAGGUCAAGCAAGCGCUUGCAGAAUUCGUGUUCAAGGGCCUCAAGAAAGGCUCCAAGGUCGAAGUAACUGCCAAUGUGGAUGUCGACAUUGCGUUGAACUUGUCAGCCAGACAUCUCAGUGGUAAGGGUGGUGUGAGAGGUGAGAUCAAAGCUGCAGAAGUCACAGAGAAUGGGAGUGCUUAG